AUGGACGCUGAGUCAGUACCAUCACCAGGAGAGCAGUCUAGGCCGUCUGGGGCGGACCGCUGUGGUCUGAGCCCGGCGAAUGGUGUGUGUAAUGGUGCCCAGGCAACGGCAUCAGCUGGACAUAAUGGCAAGGGCCCAAGGGCCGCACAGGCCAGGAAGCAGGGGGACAAGACGAAGGUGAAGACACAGGAGAAGAGGAAGAGGACGAAGAAGAAGAAGAAGGCCCCGCCCACGACCAGCGUCAAGCUUGUGGUUCGGCUGCUGCCACCGGAACUCGAGCCUGAAGAGUUCUGGAACAAGGUGAAGAUCAACAGACAGCAAACAGAUGGAUGCUAUUACAUGAAGGGGAAGCUGUUCCCCACCAAGCCGUACAAGAACGUGCUCUACUCGAGAGCGUAUGUGUCGUUCAAGACUGCUGAGUACGCCAAUGCGUUUGUUCACUCGCUUAAGGGGUUGAAGUUCCAGGAUGGUGAGGAUGAUGCUGGGCCGAUGGUGAUGAAGAGCCUCUUCAACAAGAUGCCGCAGGAUGCUCGCAGGGAGAAGUCCUUUGAAGCGAUGCCGGAGUAUCUCAAGUUCUUGCAGUACCAGCGAGGUGAGCUCGAGAAGCUGGACCUGUUUGCUAAGGAUAAGCCUAAGCCCAAGGCCAAGGAUAAGAAGCAGGCGCAGAAGAGGGCUAAGGGCAAGGCGGCAAGGGGCAAGGGCGAGAAAGGCGGCAAGGACGGCCAGUCGAAGCUGGACACUGCGAAGCUGGGCCCUGCGAAGCUAGAAGCUCCCACCAAGGCUGUGAAUCCAAAGAAGAAGCCCAAUAGGAAGGGAAAGGCGGCUGACAAGAGAGAGCCUGCUGUGAAGGAGCGGAAGGACGGUGAGAAGCCAAAGCCUCAGAGCACCGGUGAUAAACCGAAGCCUAAGCCUAAGCCGAAGAGCGCUGGGAAGACCACCACGAAGAAGACUGCAAAGGCCGCUGGCAAGACCGCUGGCAAGGCCGCUGGUGAUGGUGAUGUGACCUCCAAUGCCUUAAAAAGUAAACAAAAGCGUCCAAGGAAGAAUCCACAAACAAAGAACAUGACGGACUCGCCACAGACACCGAAGAUUUCAAUACUGAAGCGUGAGUGA
Molecule: messenger RNA, 1113 nt
Organism: Williopsis jadinii
Lineage: Eukaryota; Fungi; Ascomycota; Saccharomycetes; Phaffomycetales; Wickerhamomycetaceae
Gene: UPF3
Product: Upf3p
Exons: 1
Coding region: 1-1113 (370 amino acids)
Molecular function (GO): nucleic acid binding
Source: RefSeq, a predicted model, not a curated record